UCGGGCCCCGGAUGAGGAAGUGCGGGAGGACCAUAGAGACGGAGAGGCGGUAGUGGACGGAGCGCCCCCGGGCUCUCGGCUCCGUAGGCUCAGGUAGAGUUGGCGGCGAUCGAGCUGCGUCUGCAGAGCCCAAUCUGGAGGGGCAAGCGCAGGCGGCGGAGCAGGUCUCAGGGUCAAGGUCGAUGUCAUUGUCCAUACUGUAUGUGUUUCGUGGAUUAAAAUGGAAAAGCUACUGGCCAGGAAAUCCUGAUCCUGAAUAUGUGGUGAACCUUUGAUGUAAAAGACUUGACUCCGUAAUCUACAUCUGCCCUAAUGCUGUCAUCUGGAGUAGAGACUCGGCCAGUUCUACAUGAUUCCUCCAUGUCUGCUGUGGUACAGGAAUUAUACUCUGAACUCCCAGUAAGUGUCUCCAAAGAGCUUCCUGCUGACCCUGAGCCAAGUGUGAUUCCAGAUAUAAAACCUGGAGCCUCAAGCUCUCUUGUAAGUCAGAGUAGAGCCUUGCCCUUGGAGCUGCAGAGGACCCAUGCAGAAAGUUGUUGUGAAGAAACCUCUGAGAUCUUGGAUAAUCGGGGUGAGCCUAGGUGGUAUGGACUAGUGGACCCCACUACAGGAGAUUCUAUGGCUUCUGAGAUCUCUAAUAGGGCAGAGAAAACCAAAAGCAUGGAGCUAAAGGUCUUCAGAGAUCAAGGGGACCAGGCAGAAGUAAACAAAGACCCUUGUGAGGGAGGGAAGAAAGACCCAUGUCCACAUUCCACAGCUGCUGAAGAAAAGAUCAUCCCAAGUCAGGGGGACCUCCAGAUGAAGUCAAGCAAAGAACUUACAUGUAUGGGCCUCCCUGAAGAUUUUCUAAGGGACAGAGAAGGAAAUGUACAGUUUACACCCGAAAUUCUAUCAAAAUCCCCUGAAGAUGUUCAAGGUAUGAAGGUCAGUGGGACUAAGGUGGAUAAUAAUAAUGAAGGACACAAGAACGGCAAUGUGAGUAAAGAUCUCUUAGCUGGGUCCAGUGACUACCCAGAAGCAGAAGAAAUCACAAACAGUGGCAAGAUUUCAGAAACCAGAACAUUAGUUUCCCUAGAGCCUUUAACUUCUGUUGAUCCGGGAUCAACAGAAGCAACUCCUAAAGAAAAAGAAUGUGGAAAAUUACAAACUUGUCCUUCUUGGUUGUCAUUAUUAUCAGGGACCAGUGCCAUUUCCCAAAUGGACAGUGGGAAAGAAGAACUGUGUAAAUCAAACCUGUUCUGUGAAGCAGAUGACAAUCACGAACAGAUUCUUGGCCACCGUAAUGAAAAACACAAUUCUGCAUUCGACAGUUCUGAAGCCAUGGGAAAUGUAGAUGCCAUAAAACCCUUGGAAGAAAAUUCUAAAAUUUUGUAUCUCAUACCAUGUUUGUCUGAUCCUGAAUCCAGUAUAACAUCCUUAGGAAAGUGUGGUUUGCGGAAGAGAUCUGCUGAAAAGACAGACAAUUUCUAUUUUGAUAAGAGUGAUACAAGCAAGAACUUGCCUUCUAGAGAAGAAAAUGAAGAACAGUCUUUGAAUCCCAAGAGUGAAAGAGCAGAACUCUUGUUUAUUAAUGCUAGACAACCAGAAAAGGAUUCCAGUGGAUAUUGUUCUGGUAAAAAAGAAAAUAUUGAUUCCCCAAAAGGAAAUGUCUGCAUUCAAAGCAGUAACCAUGCAGAGAGCUCUAGUUCUUUAAUGUCCAAUUCUUUAACUGAAGCCAUGGAAAUAAUGUUUAAAAAAGACGAUUUGAAAAUCACUUUAGACAUUCAGGGUAAGUUGACAGACCCUGAGGACCAUAAAGAAAUUGUUAUUAACAUGAGCCAUUUGGGUGGACACUCUGAAGAAAGCAGUUUUUCCUCUGUGGUGCAGAAUGAAGAGCCAGAACAGACAACCAUUUUAGAGCCCAAUACAUUAAAUGAAAAGAUUUACAGUAAGGACUCUAACUCCUUAGUCAGCUUACAGAGAAAUCUGGACGGUGAUACUCAGUUAAAUGAAACAUCAUGUAAUGAUUUUCUGUCUGAAAGAAAAUUCUUUGUUAGUUUAAUGCCAGAAGAUCAGAUAAGUUCUAUGCCUAAAGAGGUAUCAAAAUCUGAGGAAAAUGCUGCUCAAUUACCACCAUCUCCAGAAUUGAAUUCUAGAUCUGAGUCAGAAAAACCUAUAGAGACCUCACAUGAUAAUAUUCCAUGUUUAGAUGAACAGAGCAUUGCCCAUGAAAUGAGUGAACUUUCUUGUACCAGUGAACUAAUUGUAAAUAAAGUAGAAUGUGAAUGUGUUUUAAAUCAAGUGUCCCUUAAUUCUCAAGAUCAUGUGAAUUUGCCAAGUGAUUCCCCACUACAUAUAAACAGAAAGAUGCCUUUAGCAACAAGCAAAAAUGCCCCACAGAGCCAUCAUCCUCCAUUAGCAGAAGGAGCAGAUGUCAUUGCUGAUGCUCAAACCAUUUCCACUAAGACAAAAGUGAAAGACAUCUCUCCAGUAGGUGACAUAACCUGCGGUGCCUCUUCAAACAGCCCCACUUUAAAUACCACACCGGAAAGCCUAGAAAGAAAAAGAGAAAUGACUGAUUCAAGAAUAGAUCUACAUUCCAGUUUCCCCUCAAGUACAAAAGAAGCAGCUGGCUUUCCUCUAGAAGUCACAGUCACAGAAUGUCAAAAUGUUCGUUCUCAGGAUCUCUCCAGCUGUCACUGUGUAAGAAAAAAUGCACCAGAAGAAAACUUGUGUUCUGCUUGUGUUGCUUUUGAGCCCAGCGAAAGCAUCCUGAAAGUCAGUGACUCUUCAGGAAUAAAAUGUGACAAUGCAUUUCAACAUAGUGAUCACCACUCCCAAGAAAUACAAGAGUCCAUGGAAAAUAACCGUAAAGUGAGUUGUAUGCCACAGGAGAGCAAAGUUGAUGGGAGAGGAACUGAAGGCAGCUAUACAGAAGGUACGAUUAGAAAUGAAAUGACAGCUGGUAUCUCCGAUAGUGGAACUUCAGAUGCAACCAUUCACAUCACUGGUCACAAUGAGGAAGAGCUAGAUGGAAAGGAAUUGGAUAUACCUGAAGAGACUGUGUUUCGUAAAUAUAACAUCUCUGAUUGUUCUACACAAAAACUAAACCAAUCUGCAAACAUUCCAAGUCCUAAAGCAUUGUCUCCUACUUUUAUGUUCCCUAGUUUUAAAAACAUGAAACAAGCAGUUGAAACUCUUGACCAGAAGGCAGAUGAAGUCCUUGACUGCCAGAAUAACCAAAACAGACCAGAUCAAUAUAGAAUUGAUGAUAAACUAGUUAAGGAGACACAAAAUAGUGACCAGAGAAAGACCAUCACAGAGGACAAAAGAGAGGUAAGCCACAAUGAAAAGGAUCCAGGAGUCAGUUUAGGCAGUAGUAACUCGGUGUCUUGUAGUAGUUCAAAGAAAGAUUAUUCCAAAAGAGCUGUUGAAGAUAUUUCUGGUUCUGAAGAGUUCCCAGAUGAUGUAAUAAACAUUGUCUGUGCAGACCAUAGUAAAAAGCCUAUGGAACAUGUGCUGAGCAUGAAAGUAUCUAGUGUACUUGAUUGUGGUGUAUGGCAAGAUAGACUAGCAUUACACAAAACCUUAAGGAGUACCUCAACUCAGAGAGAUGAGCUAAAUGCUGAAUUUAUAAGAAAAACUGACAAGGACUUAGAUCUCUCAAAUGUUGCUAACUCUACAGUGGGAUCCCUUGAAGUGAAAAAAUCAAGUGAGGAUAAAUUAUACAAGUCUUUAAAAGACUGUAAAAUGGAAGAAUGUCUAGAAUCCUGUGCCCAUGAGAUGGAGUCUGUUGCAGAUCAUGAACCAAAUAGAAGAAUAAUGGACAAAGUAAACAUGUCUUUAAAUUAUAUUCAUCAUGAACACCAAGGUAAAGGCACACGUCUGAGAGAAAUACAAACAAUGACCAAAGGAUCAAAACUAGAAGAAAUGAAUUCUGAGUUUGGCAAGGAACAAACUUUUGGAAUUUCUUCAGAAGACUUAGUGUCUUCUAGAUGUCAAGAUGAGAACUCUGUUCCCUCAGGGAUGCUUGAAUCCAUUGAAAUAAAGCCUUUGUGUUUGUCUUCUCAAGGAAAUUCAGAAACUGAUAUUAAGGGUGAAGAAACUGACCUGAAAUCUCUCUUUAAACCAAAGGGUGGUGAAGUUGUUUGUGAAAAUACAAAGGACUGCACAGUCCUGCCUAAGAUGAAGGUAGAAUUACCAAGGGAUGUGAGUAAUCCUAGUGAAGGACACAUCAGUGUGAAAAAGAAUGUUUGCAAAGCUUGUCACCCUCAAGAGAAUUCCACUGACAAACAUUUAUCUUUGAUCAUGGAAACAGCAACUAAAGCAAAUGAAGAAGAAGAAACCGAAGGACAUCAGAACAGACCCCUAGAUCAUUUAACUGUUGAGAAAGAACUUGAGGAGACGAUUGCCAGAAAAGGAAGUGAGGGUUAUCACUUGAACAAGACUUCUCAGGACCUCUUGAAAUGCCAGAGGAUCCAUGGUGAUCCUGCAAAACAGCAAAGCCAGAAACUUUUGGACUGUGUGUUGCUGAAGGAAGAGGAACAUGUGUGUCAUAAAGGAGCACAGAUAGUAUUGGAACAAUGUAGACCAUCUAAUAUGUUGUCAGAUGAGGUGCAGACAAAGUACCAUACAAAGGCUGAUAAAUAUGAGUCCAUUAUGAGGAAAGAAAUCACUCUAGCAAAAGCAGCGACGGGCGACAUUGCUGGUCCAUUUCAGAAGAUAGAAGACCCAAAGAAGGAAAGCUUUUGUUGUCCAAUAAAGGAAGACACUGAGUUGUGCACAGUUCCUUGCCUUCCUGGUGCUCCUCAGAAAGCACAAGACCCUGACUCCGCUGCGUGUGAUCCAGUACAUGGUGCCUUUGUGAGUACUUACCAUCAGAAGAGCAUGCCUCCCUUAAAGAAGCAGCCCCAUCGAGCAUGUAAGAGAGUUUCCUAUCAGGAGCCAGUCAGCAUAGGGAGGAAAUUAAAUAAAAUAAAAAAUUCUGCCUUUGGAAAGAGUUCAUUUGAUCCCAUACCCACAAAAGCACACAGACUUCUCAGCUCAUGUUCUGCAUCUGUGCCCACCCAGUUGGAACCCCAAACAGUACCUUCCAGGAGCUUGCUUAGCCACAUACCAAAGCAGAGGAUUACUUCAUGCCAUCCUUUGAGAAACCUGAAUUUUAAGAAGUCUACCAAAGAAUCAGCCUUAUUAAACAAGCUCUCUAUCCUUGCCUCCAAACUAGCUCCAGCCACAAAGACCCAGAAACUCAGAUAUCGGCGAUGUUCCUCUGCACUUCCUCCAGUGGCCAAAGGCUACAGGCGCCUCAGAUAUAAAAGGCUCCUAGAUGGAUUUUCAUAUAAUGCAAUGCAGCUGGAUCCAUACUUGGCAGGUAGUGGAUGGGCUAAGAGGCCUAAUAGUAAGCCUUUGGCACUUUAUUCUCUCGAAGCCAUCAAGAUGAGCUUCAUAGAUUUGAGCAACAAGAUGCCAUCACUGCUUUUUGGUUCUGAAAUCGUCCCAGUUUCCUUUCAUGUGAAAUUAGCCUCUGAUUGCAUGACCGAGUUCUCGAGGAUUUUUCCUGAGCACUGUGCUCCAGCAAGGCUUGCCUUAGAAGAGGCCUCCCAGUGCCCAUCUCAACCACCCAAGUGGACUUUUUCUUUCUUUUUGUCCCAUGGUUGCCCUGGGAUGGCCACAUUCAGGGAAGACACUGGCCACUAUAGUCAGACACACACUCAGGCUCCUCAACAGACUCCAGCUCCUCUUCAAGACUGUGGAGGCACCUCCAUAGUCCAGACCAGAGCAAACUGCUCUGUUCUUGGCCUUCACACGCUUCUAGCACUUUGUUCCCCAGGAUGUUACCGAAUCUGGACAAAGAAACGGAGCUUUUCCAGUCACAUGCCUACCAUGCAGAGGUUCUUCGUGGCCCAGUUUACACAGGGCUUAAAGGGAUUAAGGUCUCCAGCCUCCAUAGCAAACAAGAUCUUCUGUUCUCUGCCCUACUCAGUGGGCAGAGUGUUGUCUAUUUGGAGCCAGCAUGGGCCUUCUUCCUGCUCCUUCGAAAUUUCUGCUCAUCAUUCCAUUCACAGCAAGCAGCAGCCAAGUGUGGACACCACAAGCAGCCACACCGUUUUACCAUAUGUGCCUCUUCCGGGCUUGGAAACCACAUAUAGAACCAGUGGCAGUCAGAUGAGGCUGGAGCCUGCUUUCCCUACCUUGGUACCAAAGUCUUGCUUAGUAACAGAACCAGCUGUCAGCAAUCUCCUGCUUUCAACCUCUGAGUUCCAAGUCCCUGGGUUUGAUGAACUGGAUGGUGUGACAGCAGCAUGCCCCCGACCGCAGAGCAGCUCUCCAGAACAGAAAGAGCAGGCUGAGCCAGAGAAGAGGCCAAAGAAAGUCUCUCAGAUUCGCAUCCGGAAAACCAUUCCUAAACCAGAUCCUAAUCUUACCCCAAUGGGGCUUCCCCGCCCCAAAAGAUUAAAGAAAAAAGAAUUUAGUUUAGAAGAAAUAUAUACCAACAAAAAUUAUAAGUCCCCUCCUGCAAAUAGGUGUUUAGAGACCAUCUUUGAGGAACCCAAGGAACGAAAUGGUACACUAAUCUCAGUCAGCCAACAGAAAAGAAAGCGAGUUCUAGAAUUUCAGGAUUUUACAGUCCCGCGAAAGAGGAGAGCUCGAGAAACUGAUGGAACUGGAAACCUUCUUUGCCAAAGAAGAGGAACAGGAGUAGUCAUCAGGCUGUUGAGAAGCAAUUUGGUUGGAGCUCUCAAUCUUGGAUCUUUCCAGACCUCCCUGAAAGAGGUUGCCUAAUUUUGCCCUAUUCCCAAACUACUCAAGAUGCCCAGUCCAAGAAUUUUUACCUAUUUCAAGGUGCAGCCUUUGAGGGAACUGGUGAUGGAGGGUCCUGUGUUUCUCCUGCUGAGUACUGAACCUCAGGAAUGCUCUCUCCCCUGGAAAUGGUCCCGAGUAAUGUCCGGCCGCCUCUUCUCUAUCUCUGCCAUCCACAGGAGGAAGAAGCCACGUAUCUUACGCAACACUAAAAUUCCAAGGACUCACAGCAUUUGCGCGUCCACACGAAAGUUCUGCUUUGUUUACGGUGGUGCUAGACCAAGAUUACUUAGAAACAUGGUCCAGGGAAGGGGACCUGACGUCCUGUCCUGUGUGGAAUAACCAGCUCGUUUUGGUAGUGGGGGGAGAAAAAUGAGCUGUUGUAUUUUCUAAUUCUGUGAGUCUGUCUGCCCGGAACUGUUAAUGUGAGUGUGUGUGUGGCUUUUCCCCAUUGUUUUCUCCCCUCUGUGACUAUGGGUCACUAGUGCCAGAGGAGCCCAUCCAGGCCCCAAAGUAAGUUGCACUUUCUAAUGUUGUGAUGUUGAUUAUUUUCAUUUUAUUUCUUUUUUCUCUGCGUGUGUGUGUGUGUGUGUGUGUGUGUGUGUGU
Fukomys damarensis (Damara mole-rat) is the source of this 7387-nucleotide messenger RNA. RefSeq names its product proline rich 14 like (gene Prr14l). The transcript has 11 exons. NCBI's taxonomy places the organism in Eukaryota, Metazoa, Chordata, Mammalia, Rodentia, Bathyergidae. The coding region runs from base 313 to 6762 and encodes 2149 amino acids. The record is from RefSeq and is a predicted model, not a curated record.